Messenger RNA from Cydia splendana, 527 nucleotides. It is a transcript of the gene rtp, whose product is annotated as MORN repeat-containing protein 4 homolog. Gene Ontology annotation, cellular component: cell projection. Gene Ontology annotation, biological process: response to axon injury. The transcript has 4 exons. The record is from RefSeq and is a predicted model, not a curated record. Lineage: Eukaryota; Metazoa; Arthropoda; Insecta; Lepidoptera; Tortricidae. Bases 18 to 488 code for a protein of 156 amino acids.
CUGUUUUCAACCACAGAAUGGUCGACGUCGUAGAUCCCGGUGUCGUGAAGACAGGCGCUUACAAGUAUGAAGACGGGACCCGGUACGUGGGAGAAUGGAACUCGAAGGGUCAGAAGCAUGGCAUGGGCCACUUAGUGCUGCCAGAUGGUACGCGGUACGACGGCGCGCUCAGCGGUGGGCUCUGCUCCGGGCUGGGAGUAAUGGCCUUUCCUGAUGGGGCCAAGUAUGAAGGCGAGUUUAUGCAAGGCUGGUUCCACGGACAUGGAGUGUUCUGGCGCGCCGACGGCAUGAAGUUCGAAGGGGAGUUCAGAGGUGGACGCGUCUGGGGUCUGGGAUUAGUGACGUUCAGCGACGGCAGCAAUGGCUUCCCUCGCAACGAGGGGUUCUUCCAAGAUUGUAGACUGGUGCGUCGCAAGCGAUGCCCCGAGGUCGUUCAGCGCGCGCAAAAGGUCGCGUACAUGGCCCGAGCACAGUGCCAACCGUUGUAAUACUUUGUUACCUUGUGGUUGUCCUAAUUCAGGAAGCCG